CAUACAAGUCCCCAUAAUUUGCUGAGGUGCAGACGGGUGUGUCUUUUCUCCCGCUUAUUCCUCAUCUUUUCUCUUCCUCUUUCUCUUCUUCAUGUCUUCUCAUCAUCUCUGAUCAACCUUGAUUCUGCCACCCUUCCCAAGGACAUUCCUUCUCCACUAGGCUUGCGUAUCCAUAAAUAUAGCUUGAAGCUACAUGUACGCGUGUAAAAGUCUAAAGAAGAGCUCUGUAGAGAGACUAAACUGUUGACAGAACUGCAAGAUCACUUCUUCUUUAUUGCAAGAAGAUUGAAUCGCUCAAAUAAAGAUGGGAUUUUUGACGCUGUUGGAAGUGGCAUCAAUGCCGAUAAUGCAGGUGCUCAUAAUAAGCAUUCUGGGAGCUUUGAUGGCUACUGAGUAUCUCAAUCUCCUUCCUGCUGAUACUCGUAAGACCCUCAACAAGAUCGUGUUUGUGGUGUUCACACCCUCGCUUGUGUUUACCAGUCUAGACGAGGGUGUAACCCUUCAAGACAUUAUCUCAUGGUGGUAUAUGCCGGUUAACAUUGGGUUAACUUUUUUAAUUGGAGGAGUUCUGGGAUGGAUUGCAGUAAGACUACUUAAGCCAGAACCACAUUUGGAGGGUCUCGUUAUUGCCAUGUGUUCUACAGGAAACUUGGGAAACCUUGUCAUAAUUAUUGUUCCUGCAAUUUGCACUGAGGAAGGCAACCCCUUUGGCGAUCAUAAGGUCUGCUCGUCAAAAGGACUCUCUUAUUCUUCUUUCUCCAUGGCUCUUGGCGGUUUCUUUAUAUGGACUUAUACUUACCAAUUGAUACGAAGUUCAUCUAUAAGACUCAAUGCUUUGAAGGCAUAUGAAGAGGACGCAAAAUCACCCAAUAAAGAUUUAGAAGCAAAUGAGAAGUCUAAACUAUUAAAUGGGCAAGUUCAGGAGUCAGCUAUUAUGUCCCCUCGAUCAGACGGCACUCAAAACAAGAAGCAAGAAUCACUCUGUAAUAAAUUUACCGGAUUUAUCUACCAGAUCGUAGAGGAAAUGAUGGCACCUCCGACCAUUGGCACAAUUCUUGGUUUCCUCUUCGGAACAAUUCCAUGGCUAAAAUACCUUGUGAUAGGUGACGAAGCUCCACUUAGAGUGAUCCAAGACACUGUGCGGGUACUUGGGACUGCAACCAUACCUUGUAUCACCCUUAUACUUGGAGGAAACCUCGCCCAAGGCUUACGAGAUGCAAAUAUAAGACCUAUGAUCAUCGUGGCAAUACUUUGUGUCCGAUACGUGAUACUUCCUGUGAUUGGAAUUGGGGUGGUUAAAGCUGCCAGCAGCUUCGGUUGGCUUCCAUCAGAUCCAUUGUUCCAGUUUGUGCUUUUGCUUCAGUUUUGUCUACCACCUGCUAUGAAUAUUGGUACAAUGACUCAAUUAUUUGAUGUGGGGCAAGCAGAGUGUUCGAUCAUCUUCCUAUGGACUUACUUAGUUGCAGCUUUUGCACUUACGAUAUGGUCAACAUUAUAUAUGUCGAUUUUAUCCUAGUCGUCAUGAUCAAUUGAUAAUAAUCGGCUCCAUGAACUUGGAUAUUCUCAGCAUAAAUGCUUUUUGAACUGAUUUGAUUUAUCUGGUCACCAAGACUCUCUGAACCAAACACCUUCCUCGGUUCGGUUUGGUUUGAUUUAUCUAGUCGCGGAGAAUAGAAGGAUCCAAGCGGCCUUCUAUUUAAAGCAACAAGAUGUUAUGCAUCGUUACAUUCAAAGAUAUGCGGGGUUUCAUUCUAUAUACUUUUCUAUUUCAGAUAUGUUGCAUGUGUUUAAGUUCAGAUCAUACAGGUUUAGGGAUUUUAGAAGGGAGACUUGACAGUUAUUGUACGUUGGUGUUUUUUCAUACAAACCACCCAUAUGUUUUGUAUAAACACAUAGCAGGCUUGUGAAACGAGUUCUUGUCUUAUUUUUUUUUUUUUUUUUUGUCAGGUUGUCUUAUUUAUUUAGUUUAUCUUUGAAUUGAAAUCAGUAAUAAUCCGUUUUUCGUUA
Daucus carota subsp. sativus is the source of this 2007-nucleotide messenger RNA. Its product is annotated as protein PIN-LIKES 7. Bases 305 to 1516 code for a protein of 403 amino acids. Gene Ontology annotation, biological process: endoplasmic reticulum to cytosol auxin transport. The record is from RefSeq and is a predicted model, not a curated record. Gene Ontology annotation, cellular component: membrane. NCBI's taxonomy places the organism in Eukaryota, Viridiplantae, Streptophyta, Magnoliopsida, Apiales, Apiaceae. The transcript has 11 exons.